This is a messenger RNA of Chrysochloris asiatica (Cape golden mole), 1002 nucleotides long. RefSeq names its product apolipoprotein A-I binding protein (gene NAXE). Bases 22 to 888 code for a protein of 288 amino acids. Lineage: Eukaryota; Metazoa; Chordata; Mammalia; Afrosoricida; Chrysochloridae. Gene Ontology annotation, cellular component: mitochondrion. The transcript is spliced from 6 exons. Gene Ontology annotation, molecular function: NAD(P)HX epimerase activity. The record is from RefSeq and is a predicted model, not a curated record.
AGGGCGCGCUCUGCGGGCUGGAUGUCAGGGGUGCGGGCGCUGUUGGGACUCGGGCUGCUGGUUGCUGGAUCGCGCCUGCAGCGUGUUAGACACCCGACUGGCGCUUGCCGCUACGGACCCAUCUGGUGGGGGUCGCAGCGGCUGAACUCGGGGGUCCGCGGGUACCCAGGGACCAUGGCGAGCGCAGCGGUGAAGUAUCUGAGCCAGGAAGAGGCCCAGGCGGUGGACCAGGAGCUGUUUAAUGAGUACCAGUUCAGCGUGGACCAGCUUAUGGAGCUGGCUGGGCUAAGCUGUGCCACAGCCAUUGCCAAGGCUUAUCCCCCCACGUCCAUGUCCAGGAGCCCCCCUACAGUCCUGAUUAUCUGUGGCCCCGGGAAUAAUGGAGGAGAUGGCCUGGUCUGUGCAAGACACCUCAAACUCUUUGGCUACCAGCCAACCAUCUACUACCCUAAAAGGCCUAACAAGCCACUCUUCACUGCACUGGUGACUCAGUGUCAGAAAAUGGACAUCCCUUUUCUUGGUGAAAUGCCAUUAGAGCCCAUGCAGAUUGAUGAGCUCUAUGAGUUGGUGGUGGAUGCAAUCUUUGGCUUCAGCUUCAAAGGUGAUGUUCGGGAGCCAUUCCGGAGCAUUCUGAAAGUCCUGAGUGGGAUCACCGUGCCCAUUGCCAGCAUCGACAUUCCCUCAGGAUGGGAUGUGGAGAAAGGAAACUCAGAGGGGCUCCAGCCAGACUUGCUCAUCUCUCUCACAGCACCUAAGAAGUCUGCAGCCCAGUUUACGGGUCGCUACCACUACCUGGGGGGUCGUUUUGUACCACCUGCUUUGGAAAAGAAGUAUCAGCUGAACCUCCCCUCCUACCCUGACACUGAGUGUGUAUACCGUCUGCAGUGAGGGAAGGUGUGUGGGCAUUCUUCCUUCCAAAAAACUUUAGUGCCUCUUUCCCAGAACUGUGGAGUCCUGGGAGCUCUUCUAGUAAAUAAAGGUUAAUGGGUUGCUGGAGCCAGA